Molecule: messenger RNA, 4904 nt
Organism: Wyeomyia smithii (pitcher-plant mosquito)
Lineage: Eukaryota; Metazoa; Arthropoda; Insecta; Diptera; Culicidae
Product: kinesin-related protein 6
Exons: 7
Coding region: 433-4098 (1221 amino acids)
Biological process (GO): cell adhesion; extracellular matrix organization
Cellular component (GO): extracellular matrix
Molecular function (GO): cell adhesion molecule binding
Source: RefSeq, a predicted model, not a curated record
ACUUCGCUACGAGUGGUAACACGGACAAAUUCAGUCCCCGAUUGGCGAUUCGAGCUUGACAGUCUAUUAAACUGACACGGCAUAUGCGUUGACAAACGCCUAGGAUCGGUUUUUUCUUAGCUGUUUCAGUGGCUUAAAUUCGUGGCUAUUGGUGAUGUCCGGGUUUUAACUAGUUUAAUUUUUUUCUAUGGCACAUUUAGUGGAUAAUUCAAAAGAAACGGAUAACUAAACCUGCGGUUAGUGAUAAAAUCAAGCGUUGCUUUACAAGUAGUGAAUUUGUGAAUGGUAAAAACCCUUCCGAGGGGGUUAAUUUCUAAGUGCAGUUUUAAAGGCAAAGAAAAACGUCCAAGUGAAACCAGUGGUUGCUCCAUCCUUCGGGAUAGUUACACUAAUUGUUAUUCCUGUGAAUAGUGCUUCCCAGUGCCAACCAUCAUGAGACGUUUGAUCCUGUUCAUGGGCUUCCUGAUAACAGGUGUGCUGUCGCAAGGAUUCCUGCAGCCGCCACCUUUCAGACCGGUACCGUCCAAACUGCAAAGGCGGCAAUUGACGCAACACCACCAGGCACACAUCCUAAGCGACAUUCAACAGCACCAGCAUCGGUUUAACCUGCAUCAGCAUCCGAGGUCCCAGAACGUCGUCAUACAACCAUCCAUCCAACUGCCACUACCACAACAGCAGCAGCUGAAUCAGCGGCCAUUGGCCAGCAGCAACAACGUUCCCUUCCAGGCAAAUCCACCCCCGUUCAACGGCAAACAGUUGCCCUUGCCGCUGUCACCCAACAAUUUCAGACCAUCACAAUCAGGCAGACAACAACACAACGGCUUCGGAGCACAACAAGAAACACGUCACCCGCCACUCCCAUCACCACAACAGCUACGAUCCGCUCCGAACACGCUACAACCACCUCAACAGCAAUUCUUCAACAACGGACCCCCACUCAGUAAUCAACCCUUCGGCAACAAUGUUUUCCCAGCAGAUGGUCAAUUCAAUGCACCACGGCUACCCGAAACACGACCCCUAAACCCUACCGGGCAAAAUCCUUUCCUACAGCCACCAGUUUUCCCUGGUCCACAACAACAACAACAACAGUCACAGCAACCUGUCGCUCAAAUACGCUUUCCUUCGAAUGUACAACCACCCCAAACCCAAUCACUCUUCCAAAACACUCCACAACAAUUCCCACCGAUCCAAGGAACAUCUCCCUUCAGCCAGAACAUCCAACAACAGCCGUUCGAUAGCAAUCACCUACGCUCCGAAGUCGUUCCAUUAGCUCAACAGCCACUACAGACUUCCAACUUCAAUCCAUUCGGAAACCAGCAGCAGCAACAGUUCAACAACUUCCCUCCGGUUCAUCACGUGCCAGUCUUCACGUCACCUCAAGCACUGAACUCACAACCCGGAGUAUUCCCUCAAAUCCCACAAGCAGCAGCUCAGCUAAAACAGCAACCGCAAACUUUCCCAGUGCAGAACCCACAACAGCAGCAACUAUCAUUCCAACAACAACAGGAAUUAGAGAAGCGUCUUCAGGAAGAAAGCGACCGAAUUCGUGAGCUGCAAGAAAGGCAGAAAGUUAUCCAAAAACACGAACAAUUCCUCCAGAAGCAGUACCAAAAACAGCAAGCGAAGGUUCAACAGCUUCACCAAGACUUCCUCAAGAAACAGCAAAAAAUCGUCCAACAGCAGCAAGACUACGAAACCAUCCGUAAAACUCCGGUCGCCGGCAGUCAGUUACACGAGGUUCCUGCCUCCGUUUUCGAAAAAGUAAUGAAAGCUAGCCAGAAUGUCAGUCCUACCACAGCCAGCUCGAUUCUGUCACCAACCACAACGGAACGAAGCCUGUCGGUAAUUCCCCUGAAAACGAACAGCAAGAAAGACUACAGCACGAUUUCCAAAACCGACCUCGAUGCCCUGCUGCAAUCGAACCGACAGAACCUGUUCCAAAGCUUGAAAGUGGAACCAGCGAAACCCACCAAACCGAAACCAACGAAAGGUAAGUCCACUAAGGCUCUCGGUCGCGACGAGCUUCUCAAGCAACUAAAGGCAGCUCUUGCCGAGCAAGGCCAUGAGGAUCUUGGUGGCAAGAACUUCACCACUACCGAUAUCGUAUUACCGAACGGCGAAAAGGUUCAAGUUAUUCGUACCUCCGAUCCGGACAUCAUCAAGCGUGCCAACGUCAACUCGGAGGCCGUUCUGACGCAACAAGCUGAUUCGCCCACAACCGCCAAGUCCUUGUCUUUCGAUGACAUAGCAAAGAGCGGAAUUCUUCCACCAGGUGCCAACUUCGAGCUGAUUAAACAAAACGAUGACGGUCGCAUCGAAGAGGCGGCCAAAAUUCCUCCACAAAAGAAAGUGACUUUCGUCUACCUAGAGGAACAAGACGACGGUUCGUACAAGGUGCAAGGUGUCAAGGGUAGCAGUGAUAAGGAAACCAAAACUUCUGGAGCCGACGUGGACAGUAUUUUAAAGCGUAUUAAAAGUGGUGAAAUUCAGCUGCCACCGCCAUCGAAUAAGGCCCUUAAGGUUCCAAUCAUCGUCGAAGGACCGGGAGCAACCACUACGCCACGAAUAGUCCCCGUCCAGAAGGCUAACUCCGUGACGAUAAUUCCACGCAGUACACCUUUGGAAAAUCAUCAAUCCACCAACUUCGUCGCAGAUCACACCAUUCCACGUACAGCAUCAUCUCCUGCCUCGGUAAGCUACGUUUCAACGGCGGCUCCAGCUAGUCCCAGUUCUGUGACCGCUUAUUCGCCAAGCACCUACUCCGGCAGUACAGUUCACCAGUCCGCGCCUACACUUUCCACUCAAUCGACGAUCCCGAACUACUACCAGAAUGACAACGCCAUUGUCCACAACGGUGCAAGCGCAACGUAUGCUACCAGCACUUCGGUGUCCUCUACCGUAGCUCCCCUUUCCGUCGCCACAACCCCGCAGUACGGUUCCACUCGAUCCGAAAACUACAUUUCAGCAUCAACAUCAGCGCAGCAAACGGCCAGUUCUAACGUGUACCAGCAACAAUCAACCGGUAAGUUUGAUGUGGUGAACCCGACCGCUUAUACCGCGGAAUCAACCGUGACCACGCAGAAUGUCUACCAGCAACAACAACAACAACAACAGCAGCAGCAACCGCAACAACAACAACAAAUAGUACAAUCACUGCCGCUGAUUCAACAACCACCGCAACAACAGCAGCAGCAGUCGCAACCACCAUCACCAACCCAAGCGAGCGCCUCUUCAACGAACGAACUGCCAGUGAUUCUUAGGAAAAACGGACUAUUUGCGAUGGCCAAAUAUCUCCGACAGUCUGGCUUGGAUACGAUACUUAACGAAACCGGCCCGUACACGAUCUUCGUGCCAACGGACAAAGCUUUCCGCAGUCUCCUAGUGCAGCUGGGAGGACCGGAGAAAGCCGAAGAGAAGUUCAAGAACAAUCCGCGACUGCUCAGUGGGCUUCUGCUACAUCAUGUUAUACCCGGAUCAUUUGAUAUCGGAUCACUACAGGACGAAAUGACCGGUGUUUCGCUGGCUGGAACACAACUGCGAGUUAAUCAGUACAACAUGCACGAUUCGGAGUGGAAUGAUGUCAAGGUAACAACGAUCAACGGUGCCAUGGUCGUUCCGGAUAAGCAAGACAUCACGAUCCCUCAAGGUAUUGCCCAUGCCGUAGAUCGAGUAAUGUUCCCCCUACCAGUCGGAGAUAUCCUCCAGACCUUGCAGUCCGACCGGGAGCGACGGUUUACCCAUUUCUUGCGGGCAUUGUAUGCAUCGGGUAUGUCCGAUACUCUACAGAACAAAGGUAUCAAAACAUACACAGUAUUCGCCCCAACCGAUGCAGCUUUUGCCAACUACUCGACGGAUGAACUGAACAAACUAGUCACGGACAAGGAAAUGGCGGAUGAGCUGGUCAAGAAGCACGUCAUACCGGGUACAUUAUUCACCGCUGGAAUGCGAUUCUACCAGGUUAAGGAUGCAAUGGCCGAAGGCAAAACGGUCACACUACAGAAAAGUGCGGGUAAAAUAAAAAUCAACGACGGUUACCUGCAGACGUCCAACAUUCCCACGACGAAUGGUGUGAUACAUGCCGUGGAUUCUCUGCUGUAGAGUUAAGCCCAGCCCAGCCGUUGCCAGCAGCACUGUUAUUCAAACCCCCCUCUUUUGCAAUUAGCCACCUCUUCGAACUACCAUCGGGGCAGCUGCUGCCAUACAGCGACAAGGACGAAAGAGGUGGCCCUCGAAAAAAAAAAACAAAAACCUUCCAAGCCACCUAAUUUUCCGACUUCUUGCGCGAAAAUUAUCAGUGAACAAACACACGACGAAAAGCCCCGCACGGCUCUCUCCGUUUGGUUGUUUCUUCUUCUGUUUUCUGUUUCGAGUAGAACCAUUUCCAAGCUAACGAAUCAAACUCGGAUCGGUUAGGAAUUUUUGCUACCAGCAGGAUCUGGCUGAAAGUUGCGAAUUGUGUCUCCGAUUUUCGGCCAGGUACCUCCGUACGGAUGAUAACUAAGUGUAAGUUUUAGGUCGAAGAGAAAACAGCAACAAAAACAUUACACUUGUUGAAUAAUGCUAGAGAUCAUUGAAAACCAUAUGAUGUUAAUUGUAGAAAUGUUAAUUUAUUAUUAAGUGUAGUUAUUAGCCAGUAAGCGACUGUUGGGUGCUCCUCAGAUGAGUGAACGUGGGCGAUUAGCUUUUUCUGCGAUUUUUUCUGGUUCUGAAGCAGGUUGUCACCUUAUCAAUAACCCAUAUCAAAAACUUUUACCAGUAAGCUUCUAGGACUUUUUAAACAUAGAAUGUGUAAGAACCGAAGUUUGUGCCCUUAUAUGUGGAGCAUCCACAAAUCAACUCCUUGUACAUACUGUUUUCUAAAAACCUAGUUGUAACAAAAAUAAAAUACAAACGAUAAACCUAAA